UUUAAAAUGUGACCUGGAAUGUUUUUGUGAAUCGUUCCUGAAUUGAGGAGUUGCUGAAGAAAGUGAAAGUUUUCAUGAGCACGAUGAGAGCCUUUGCCAGAGUCGUUAUGUUUGGAGCCUUUUUAAUUCUACUGUACUCCAUCACCUCCAUGAGUGGAAGUUGGAGAUCUGUGAAUCCUCCAGAGACGUCUGCAGAUCAGGAAGUCGUGAACAAGUUGGACAGAAUUGAAAAAACACUAAACCAAAUGGUAAACCUGUUGGAGGAAUCUGCCAAGAGGAGCUACGCACAUCCAGCGUUUCCAAAAGCAGUUAAAGAAAAGCCAAAGAUUACGGUUCCAAAGUUGUAUCCAAACUCCGUCCUGUUUGGGAAAUGGGGCGACGGUCUGUCAGAAAAGGAGCAGAAAGAGGCUGAAGCUCUUUUCCAGCUGUACGGAUACAACUCCUUCCUCAGCAAUCAGCUUCCACUCGACAGGAAGCUUCCAGACAUGAGAGAUCACAGAUGUCUGAGGAAUUAUCCUAGAGAUCUUCCCAGCAUCAGUGUGGUGCUGAUCUACCUGAACGAGGCUCUCUCGGUGAUUAAGAGGGCAAUACGAAGUAUCAUCACGCACACGCCACAGCAUUUGCUGAAGGAGAUCAUUCUAGUGGACGACCACAGCACGUACAAUGACCUCGGGAGGCCUCUACAAGACUACAUGACUGAGAUCCACAAAGAAAGACCAGGACUCCUGAAGAAAGUCUGGCACAAGAAACAAAUGGGUUUGUCCCAGUCCCGGAUCUCAGGGUGGGAGCACGCCACCGGCGACGUGGUGGCCAUCUUAGACGCUCACAUUGAAGCCACAGAGGGGUGGGCUGAACCCCUGCUGGCCAGGAUCAAAGCGGACCGGACCGUGGUGGUGUCCCCCGUGUUUGACAAGAUCCAUUUUGAUGAUCUGCACGUGGAAAAAUACACACCGUUCUCUCACGGCUUUGACUGGGAACUGUGGUGCACGUAUGAACCCUUCAGCCCCGACUGGCUGAAGGCAAACGACGAAUCCCAGCCUGGAAAGAGUCCGUCUGUCAUGGGGAUCUUUGCAGCCGACAGACGUUUUCUUGGAGAAAUCGGCGGACUCGACGGCGGAAUGACGAUCUACGGCGGCGAAAAUGUGGAGCUGGGCAUUCGCGUGUGGCUGUGUGGAGGAAGCGUGGAGGUAGUGCCUUGCUCAAGGAUCGCUCACAUUGAGAGGUCACAUAAGCCGUACGCACCUGACCUCACCCUGUCCAUGAGGAGAAAUGCUUUGAGGGUCGCAGAGGUUUGGAUGGAGGAAUACAAGAGAAAUGUACAGAUUGCCUGGAAUCUUCCUCCUAAGGAUCAUGGAGUUGACGUAGGCGACGUGUCGGAAAGGAAAAACCUCAGAGAGAAGCUCAGAUGUAAACCCUUCAGAUGGUACCUGGAUAACGUCUACACCAAUCUGGAAAGAUGGGAUAACAUCCUGGCAUAUGGAGUGCUGCAGAACAGUUUUUUUACAAAGUACUGUGUGGAUGAGGGAGUUUCUCCGGGGAACAUCCCUCUGCUCUACGAGUGCCACUUCCAGAAAACACAGUUCUGUGUUUACAACUCUGAUAACGAACUCAUUGUUGGAGGGAUUCGAUCCCACAAAUACAACAAAAACCGCUGUCUGGUGGAUCCCGGUUCUGGAAACCUUCCCACUCUGCACAGCUGUGAGCUGGCCAAGCAGAACAAGCUGUCCAUGCACUGGACCUUCAGCCAGGGAAAUGCCAUCCGAAACACGGCGACCAACAGAUGUCUGGAGAUCAGCCAAGGACAAAACUAUCAGUACAUGCUCAUUAUUCAGGAAUGCACGGGGCAGCGCUGGAGGAUGCAGCAUCUCAUCCAAGAGUCCAGUUCAAAUACAAACUGAUGGGUUUUUUUUUUUACAGAAUUUUUGGAAAAUAUUUACAACUCCUGUUUUAUUUAAUAAAAUCCUGCUUUUAUUAACUGAUGUUGAGUCAUCUUAAGACGCUGUUGGUGUCGGCAGACGGCUGGUUCCAAUUGCAGGAAGUUUAUCAGUAGGGCUGCAACAUUUAGUCGACUAAUCGACUUUAAAAAUAACCGGCGACUAAUUUAAUAGUCGUUACUUUAUAUUAUAUGUACUCAGAGUGUAGUAAAGUUGAAAGUUAUAAUGGUAU
Oryzias melastigma (Indian medaka) is the source of this 2166-nucleotide messenger RNA. RefSeq names its product probable polypeptide N-acetylgalactosaminyltransferase 8. Lineage: Eukaryota; Metazoa; Chordata; Actinopteri; Beloniformes; Adrianichthyidae. Gene Ontology annotation, cellular component: Golgi apparatus. The transcript is spliced from 11 exons. The record is from RefSeq and is a predicted model, not a curated record. The coding region runs from base 75 to 1898 and encodes 607 amino acids.